This is a messenger RNA of Ustilaginoidea virens, 1551 nucleotides long. RefSeq lists its product as uncharacterized. Gene Ontology annotation, molecular function: monooxygenase activity; oxidoreductase activity, acting on paired donors, with incorporation or reduction of molecular oxygen; heme binding. The record is from RefSeq and is a predicted model, not a curated record. NCBI's taxonomy places the organism in Eukaryota, Fungi, Ascomycota, Sordariomycetes, Hypocreales, Clavicipitaceae. Bases 1 to 1551 code for a protein of 516 amino acids. The transcript has 2 exons.
AUGGCCGUGGCCUUGGUUGACCGCCUCGUCGAGCCUUGGGCCGUCGUCCCUCUCGCCCUCGCCUUGGUGCUUGCGUCCUACUUGUACGACUACCUGGUCACGAAUGCGCCGCUGCGAAGAAUCCCCGCCCCGUUUGGCGCCCAGUUCUCCAACCUCUGGCUCCUGUGUGUGUGCCGUCGCGGCCAUCGCUUCAGGACGGUCGACCGGUGCCACGCCAAGCUGGGCAAGCUGCUUCGCAUCCAACCAAACCACGUCAGCGUCGCAGACGAUGACGCCAUCCCUGCCAUCUACGGCCACGGCAACGGCUUUUUGAAAUCCGACUUCUAUGAUGCCUUUGUGUCCAUCCGCCGCGGCCUCUUCAGCACCAGGGACCGGGUAGAGCACAGCCGCAAGAGAAAGAUAAUAUCGCACACCUUCUCCGGCAGAUCCGUCCUCGAGUUCGAGCCCUACAUCCAGCAGAACAUGGCCCUGUUCGUCCAGCAGCUCGACAGGCUCAUCCAGCAAAGCCCUCACCGAACCGGCGCCGGGCAGAACGAGGCGCGCAUCGACAUCCUGCCCUGGUUCAACUUUCUCGCCUUCGACGUGAUUGGCGACCUGGCCUUUGGAGCGCCCUUUGGCAUGCUGGAAAAGGGCGCCGACACUGCCGAGGUUCGCCUGUCCCCGACCAGCCCGGCCGUGUACGCGCCCGCGAUUGAGAUCCUCAACCGCAGAGGCGAGGUCAGCGCCACCCUCGGCUGCUACCCGCGGCUGAGACCCUACGCCAGAUGGAUCCCCGACGCCUUCUUCAGCAAGGGCCUCGAGGCUGUCGAGAGUCUCGCCGGGAUAGCCAUCGCGCGUGUCAAGACUCGGCUGGAAACCCCCCCGGACUUGCGGCGCAAGGAUCUGCUCGCUCGGCUUAUCCAGGGGAAGGACGACAAGGGCCAGCCGCUCGGCCGCGACGAGUUGACCGCCGAGGCCCUGACCCAGCUCAUUGCCGGGAGCGACACCACGUCCAACUCCCUGUGCGCCAUCCUCAACUACCUCGUGCGCAACCCCGGGGCUCUCGACAAGUUGCGGCGCGAGGUGGACGCCGCCAUCCCGCCGGGCGUCGACGUGCCGACCUAUGACAUGGUUCGCCGCCUGGACUACCUCUCCUGGGUCAUUGACGAGACGCUGCGCCUCCACUGCACCUCGGGCAUCGGCUUGCCUCGCCAGGUGCCCCCCGACUCUCCGGGCGUCACGAUAUGCGGGCAUCACUUCCCGCCGGGCACUGUCCUCAGCGUCCCCACCUACACGAUACAUCACUCGAGGGAGAUUUGGGGGCAGGAUGCCGAGGAAUUCAAGCCCGAGAGAUGGCGCCACGUCACCGCGCGUCAAAAGAAUGCCUUUAUCCCCUUCAGUCACGGUCCGAGGGCCUGCGUGGGACGUAACGUGGCCGACAUGGAAUUGAAGUUGAUGACCGCUCUUUGGGCGAGGCGAUACCACGUGACGCUUCGCCAAGGCGAGAUGAAGACCCGGGAAGGGUUCUUGAGAAAGCCUUUGGGGCUACAAGUCGGUCUUUGCCGGAGAUGA